Messenger RNA from Hydatigera taeniaeformis, 513 nucleotides. NCBI's taxonomy places the organism in Eukaryota, Metazoa, Platyhelminthes, Cestoda, Cyclophyllidea, Taeniidae. The record is from the annotation of a GenBank genome assembly.
AUGGAUCGAAUUCACCUUCUUCACGGUCUCCCUCCGCCAACCUCAGAGACUGAGUUUCACUGCCAGAGGUCCAUGCUUGGCACUUGCACCUCAACGUCGUCAUUGUCGUCGGAGUUUCCAGCAUUUAGACGGCAGGAGGACGUCUGGUAUCCUGACUACAUGCCUUCAUCGGCAUUGGUAGAAGAGGUUGGAGGACCGCCACCCAAUAAUACGACCCCUGCACCCACCGCCGCAGCCUCUCUACCAAGAGAUUUGCUCCUACAACAUGCGCUUAUGCACAUCCCUUCGUCCAUUGCCCCAGUGCCUCCCGGCACCUUUAGCAUUACAGAGCUGAUCCGACAGAACCACCAGCAACAGCAACACAUUUUCUCACGAGCCAUUUCUCCAGGCGAGGUGGACGAACCGUUGCGACAUCAAAGUCUUGACGGUAUGGCUUACGACCACGGUGAUGAAACCACCGAGGACGGCUAUAGGUUUGAGCAUAGUAAGUCUAAUAGCCAUCAUAGUAGAUGA